AAGUAGCCGUCGCGUGUCUAGACGGUGGCCAGGGCCCAAGUGGUCCGCUUAUUUCGGCCGACCCGACGCGGACAAAUCUGAGCCCGCCAAGCGAGUUGCAGAAUUCAAAGCUGAAGGAUCCGUAACGGAGCGAACGUCUGCCCCCGACAUGGGUAAAUGCAACAAUUACACGGCCCACUUUAAGCUGUGCGUUGUAUCCUUUUCUGAAACAAAUGGCGUCCGGGCGGCGGUGCGGGAAUUUUCGGCAGAUCCCAAGCAGCUGCGAUACCAGUGGAAACAGAAGGAGCAGCUGAUGAGCGCUAAGGCGACGUGCCGGGCCUUCCGGGGCCCAAAGGGUGGGAAAUACCCCGAGAUCGACAGCAGGAUCUUGGAAUAACGUGACCUAGCUGAGGGACAGCGGGCGCACCCUGUCGCCCAAGAUGCUCAAAUCCGAGGCCCGGGAAGUCGCCAGGGAACAAAACGUCGCCGAAACGGAAUUUAAAGCCAGUCAAGGCUGGAUGAGCCGAUUCAUGCGGCAGAACAAACUGUGCCUCUGGAGACGUGCGGCACUGCGCUGGGGGUUGCCAGAGGGUUUUCCUCGCAAGGUGUUGGAGUUUCAGAAAUCCCUAAGGAGACGACGCCUAGAACGGGAUUACUUCCCGUCAUGGACGGGGGACGCGGCAGAUCGGAAGACGGAGAAGUUUCUUUCAUUCGUAUUUAUUCUCAUUCAUUCCUUAAUUCAUUCGGAAGACAGAGAAGGCGGAGGCCCGGGUGCACAAACUGCUGGCAGAGGACGCGGCGUUCCCGGGAGCCAUGGAGGAGUCGUUCCCAUCGCCCUGCUUCGGCUUCUCACGGAUAGGUCCUCAUCUCCCAGAGAGGAGCCUGGGAAGUCAAGCAACGGCCCCCAUGCCUCGGAAAACCAGUGCUCGGGCCCGAGCGAUGGACAGGUUCUCGGAGCGAUGGACAGGUGCUUGGAGCAGUGGACGGGUUCUCGGAGCGAUGGACGGGUGCUCGGAGCGGUGGACGGGUUCUAGGAGCAGUGGAUGGGUUUUCGGAGCGGUGGUCGGGUUCUCGGAGUUGUGGUCGGGUUCUCGGAGCAAUGGACGGGUUCUCGGAGCGAUGGCCGGGAGCGAUGUGAACUGACCGGGAACCUCAUGGCAUUUCGGGGGUCGGUGACAUUCGAGGACGUGGCAAUGACCUUCACCCGCAAAGAGUGGCAGCUUCUGGACCUCGCCCAGCGCAACCUCUAUCGGGACACGAUGCUGGAAAACUAUCGGAACCUCACGUCGCUGGGCAAGCACUCGGACUCUUUGGGUCGGAAUCUGGGUUUUACCAGGGAUUUCUUUCUCCUGUCGUCACUGCCCGUCUCUCUCACCUCCCUCGUUCAACUCAUGUAUUCAGUUUGGCCCUAAAUACUUUCAGUUUUAAUACUACUACUAAUCAUCAUCAUCAUCAUCAAUCAUAUUUAUUGAGCGCUUA
Tachyglossus aculeatus (Australian echidna) is the source of this 1458-nucleotide messenger RNA. Its product is annotated as zinc finger protein 695-like. NCBI's taxonomy places the organism in Eukaryota, Metazoa, Chordata, Mammalia, Monotremata, Tachyglossidae. The record is from RefSeq and is a predicted model, not a curated record. The transcript has 4 exons. Gene Ontology annotation, biological process: regulation of DNA-templated transcription. The coding region runs from base 1023 to 1391 and encodes 122 amino acids.